ACGUCAUCGGCGGCGUGCCCCUGUGCCCGAGCCGAGGAGACCCCGCAGCGAGCUGCCAACGCCCGGCGGAGACUCUGAGGUUCUCACUGGAGCAGAUAUUCUAGCAAACUUCAGCUAUGCAGACGAUCAAGUGUGUAGUGGUGGGUGAUGGUGCUGUUGGUAAAACCUGUCUCUUAAUUUCUUACACAACAAAUAAAUUCCCAUCGGAAUACGUACCAACGGUUUUUGAUAACUAUGCUGUAACAGUGAUGAUUGGAGGAGAGCCUUACACCCUUGGCCUCUUUGAUACUGCAGGUCAGGAAGACUAUGAUAGAUUACGACCCCUCAGCUAUCCACAGACAGAUGUAUUUCUGGUCUGUUUCUCGGUGGUGUCUCCUUCUUCAUUUGAAAAUGUGAAAGAAAAGUGGGUACCUGAAAUUACUCACCACUGUCCAAAGACUCCUUUCCUGCUUGUUGGGACCCAAAUUGAUCUAAGAGAUGAUCCCUCAACAAUUGAGAAACUUGCCAAGAACAAGCAGAAACCCAUAACUCCAGAGACGGCUGAGAAGCUGGCCCGGGACCUGAAGGCUGUCAAAUACGUGGAAUGCUCUGCACUGACGCAGAAAGGCCUAAAGAAUGUAUUUGACGAAGCGAUAUUGGCUGCCCUGGAGCCUCCGGAGCCGAAGAAGACUCGCAGGUGUGUGCUGCUAUGAACGUCCCUCCACAGCCCCUUCUGCAAAGCUGGUGUUUGAUGUCAUACUAAAAGCAAUGUUUAAAUCAAACUAAAGAUACAAAUUCUGAGAUUUGUUUUUGCAAUAAUGACAAAUGCCCUGCACUCCCAUCUGCCCCACACGCUCCCUGUGUGAGAUGAGAAUGUUAGUGUUUAUUCCCCAGUGCCCCCUCCAUUCAGUUAAACUAGUUAAUUUUGAGUAAUUAUCUAUUACCAGAAAACACUGAUCAGUACUAGGUUUGUUUUUUAUUUUGUUUACCAUUUCUAAUGUUGGGUUUCAAAUCCAGGCAUGCUUGUGAUGACUUGCUGUAACAGACUAAUUCUAGGCUGUUUUACUGAAGCCUUGGCCCUUACUCCAGUCUGGCAAGACUUGGUUCUGGUUUCAAGAACUUCUAAGGCUGUCCUGCAGCCAGCCAGCAGCCUGGGUGAGAGCAGACUUUAGUACUCCAGACAAAUACAGAGAAGUAAAGAUGUCCCAAGCUGGUGCUCCUCAAAGGAGGAGUGUAGAAAGCGUAUCUGCAUCUCCUCUGAAGUUGCCUUGUACCUCUUCCCCUGGCUCUCCACUGUGCAGGUCAUCAAUUUCUACCCCAUCCUCUAAAUUAUGAAGCCUUAGGAAUAGGAAAAUCCUGUUCUCUGGAUGCACCAUCAGACUUGAAACUAGCUUGCCAGUCUCUUCCUUAAUCUUUGGCAUCAUAAGCUUUUGUCACGUAAUGAGGAAAUAAUGCCCCUUUUGAAGCACACCCAGCUGAGUCAGUUGGCUUUUAACAAAUCCAUCUUCUGCCAGUCCUGAACGACCAGAGAAACACUUAAUAGUGCCCAACAUCUGCGUAGCUGGAUGGACACUGAGGGACCUGGUGUGUGUUGAGUUCUGGAGCUGGCCCUGGUGGUGCAUCUCUUGGGGGAUGACUUGGCAUCCUUUGGAGAGGAGUGGAGAGACAGACCUGUGUCGGUAGGAGGGGACUGCAGGGAGGGGUUUCUAGUGUUUAGUGUGUCACCAUUCAGGGACCAGUGGAGGGAAUCCCCUUUUUGUGCAUUUUGCCCUGAGAUGGGCUCCAGCCCUCUGGGCAUUGUCUGCAGGCUCUGGGCACAGACUGACUGCAGUGUCAUGGGGGUUUUACCAAAACUCUAUUUUGGCUUACAAAUUCAAAGGGUUUUUUUUAAGACUCAAGGAAUCUUCUCCAUCUUCCAAAAUUCCAGUGUUCUUGUAGACUCAUUAGUGUUGAACCAAUGCUUUUUCCAUGUCUAAGUUCUUUGUAUAUGCAUUCUUUUCAGAUGUAUUAAACAUAAAGUAUCUUCACAA
Molecule: messenger RNA, 2009 nt
Organism: Colius striatus (speckled mousebird)
Lineage: Eukaryota; Metazoa; Chordata; Aves; Coliiformes; Coliidae
Gene: CDC42
Product: cell division cycle 42
Exons: 6
Coding region: 117-692 (191 amino acids)
Biological process (GO): modification of synaptic structure; small GTPase-mediated signal transduction
Cellular component (GO): dendritic spine
Molecular function (GO): GTPase activity; GTP binding
Source: RefSeq, a predicted model, not a curated record